AUGUGCCGCGUCCACUUAUUGCACGUCUCCUCCUCCUCGCCGCCAACUCCCCACAGACCACCCCUCAUGCAAACCAAACCUGACCCACUAGAAACACAACGCAACAGCCGCCCACCAGAUCCAUCCCCGCCAAAACGCGAAAACCAGUCGCACCACGAUCCCCGACGUCGACUCCAGCGACACCCUACUCAGGACGAUGCCCCUCGUGUAACUCCCGAUUCACCCUCCGAACCCGUCGACCAAUCGUCGUGGCCACUCAGGCCACGUCCCCCGACAUCCUCAGACACGAGUAACACAUCGCACCGCUGCCUCCCUGGCCCCCCGACCUCCACAUACCUCACGACCACAUCUGCCUUCACUCCCAUGUGCCGCGUCCAUUCUCUGCACGUCUCCUCCACCUCGCCGCCAACUCCCCACAGACCACCCCUCAUGCAAACCAAACCUGACCCACUAGAAACACAACGCAACAGCCGCCCACCAGAUCCAUCCGUCGUCCGCAGGGCACUCACCGACUGUUCACAAAGAAAAAACACCAAACACAGUGACGAGUCAAAUCGUCCUCAACCCUGUCACCACCCACGCCUUCCCACGUACUUCCGACGCAUUCCGCAAGCCGCGACCCCCCUCACCGCCAUCACGCGACACCGGUCUGUGGCCGGGACACCGUCGCCCCGGCAGUAG
Messenger RNA from Toxoplasma gondii ME49, 681 nucleotides. RefSeq lists its product as hypothetical. Bases 1 to 681 code for a protein of 226 amino acids. The record is from RefSeq and is a predicted model, not a curated record. The transcript is spliced from 3 exons. Lineage: Eukaryota; Apicomplexa; Conoidasida; Eucoccidiorida; Sarcocystidae.